Ceratina calcarata is the source of this 3081-nucleotide messenger RNA. RefSeq lists its product as uncharacterized. NCBI's taxonomy places the organism in Eukaryota, Metazoa, Arthropoda, Insecta, Hymenoptera, Apidae. The record is from RefSeq and is a predicted model, not a curated record. Gene Ontology annotation, biological process: DNA integration. Gene Ontology annotation, molecular function: nucleic acid binding. The annotation marks the transcript as partial. The transcript has 2 exons.
AUGAGCAGAGGCAAGGUCAAGCACAGGCAGCGGAAGUUAGGGGACUGUGCUAUUGCUGUGGGGCACGUGGAAGCAGCGUGCAGAGGAAGAAAGGCGCAGGGGGAAUUGAAGUUUUUGACGCAAGAGGAGCAGUCGGAGGUCAAGCAGGAAGCGGAGGAAUUGGACGCAGAAUACGAAGAUUUUUUCCCUAUAAACAUUGUAAGCGGCAAUGGGCAACACGAACCGAAGAUGUAUUAUGUAUCGAGUGUGCAACCGAUGUUUGUAACAGCGAAAUUAAAUGGUAGGUUAGAUUUAGUUAUGGAAGUAGAUACGGGCACGUAUUUAACGGUAUUGUCGGAAAAGGACAAGAAUUUGUAUUUUCCGGAGUUAGUGUUAGAGAAACCGAUGCUUAAAUUAAAAAGUUAUGGUAGUGUAAAAUUACAUCCGCUUGGGGUGUUAAAGGAAUUAAAGGUUGAGCUAAAUGGUAUUAAAAGGGAAUUAGAGUGUUACGUAUUACCGGGAGAAGGUCCCCCGCUGAUAGGCAGGCAGUGGUUAGAAGCUUUCGGAAUGUGGCCGCUUAGUUAUCCAAAACAAACCAGUAUAGUAGCCAAAGUAAACAAAAUAGAGGAAUCCGAAUUAUGGGAGCAAUUCUCAGCUAAAUACCCUGUGCUAUUCGGAAACACACCGGGUCUCUUUAAUAAAGGCGAGAUCAGACUUGUUUUAAAGGAAGGAACAAAACCAAUAGCAUUGAAGGCGAGACAUUUGCCGUUCGCGUUAGUACCUAAAGUAGAUGAAGAAAUAGAUAGAUUAUUGAAGCUGGGUCAUUUAGAAAAAGUGGAGACGAGUGAAUGGGCAACGCCGAUAGUACCGAUAAUUAAGAAAGAUGGCAAAGUAAGAUUGGCUGGUAAUUUUAAACUAACAGUUAACCCGUAUAUAGUAAUGAACAAGUAUCCUUUACCACUGUUUGACGAGAUUUUUGCAGUGCUUCAAGGGGGUGAAGAAUUCUCGGAAAUAGAUUUAGCUCACGCUUAUAUGCAGUUGGCGGUAGAGAGGCAAUCUAGGGAUUGCUUAACCAUUAUUACGCAUCGGGGGCUACUACGUUAUACAAGACUAGCGGAAGGGGUUUGUGUAGGACCGGGAGAAUUUCAAAAAUUAAUGGAGGGCGUGUUGGCUGGAAUAAGCAACACCGUAGCGUACCUAGACAACAUAUAUUGUACGGGAAAAAAUAGAGUAGAACACUUGCGAGUGUUGAAUGAAGUAUUCGAUAAGUUACAGGCAAGCGGUUUAAGAGUUAAUAAAAGGAAAUGUAAGUUAUUCCAAGCGGAAUUGGACGUAUUAGGAUUUGUGAUAAGUAAAAAUGGAGUAAAAAAGUCACCGGAAAAGAUAAGAGCAAUGUUAGAGUCUCCGAGACCGACAAAUACCAAACAGUUGCAAGCGUUUAUAGGAUUAAUCACGUACUACGCGCGGUUCUUGCCGUACAGGGCGGAAAAGAUGAAACCUUUAUACGCGUUGUUGGAAAAAAAAAAUAGCGAUUUUAUAUGGAGUACAGACUGUGAGACAGCGUUCGUGUGGGUUAAGAAAGAACUGGCAUCAGACCGAGUACUUGCGCAUUACGAUCCUUCGAAAAAAUUAAUUCUGGCUUGUGACGCUUCACCGUAUGGGUUAGCUGCCAUUUUGUCGCACGAAUACGGGGAUGGAGUGGAAAGGCCGAUCGCCUAUGCAUCGAAGGUAAUUCCGAAGAGCGAAUUAAGUAGAGCGCAAAUAGAUAAAGAAGCGAGUGCUAUUAUUUUCGGUUUUAAAAAAUUUUACAGAUAUGUAUUCGGCCGGGAGAUUAUAUUAAAAACUGAUCAUAAGCCUUUGGUCUAUAUCUUUGGGCCAAACAAGGAAAUACCUUCGACCAUAGCAAGUCGAUUACAGCGGUGGGCAUACUAUUUGUCGGGGUUUAAGUAUAGUAUAAGUUACGUAAAAUCGGUGGAUAAUGGCAAUUGCGAUGCACUAUCAAAGUUGCCAGUAAGCGACGAGACAGGGGUUUUUGAGAAUGAAUUCGCUACUGUAAACUAUUUUUCGGAAGGCGCAAGCUGUGUAGAUUUCCGAAGAGUAGGUCAAGAGACUCAGAGAGAUGAGGUGUUGCGCAUUAUUUACAAGUACGUUAAUGACGGGUGGCCCGCUAGUGAAAGUAAAUUAAAAGAGGAAGAAAAACCGUACUGGGGGAAAAGAGUGGAGUUAAAUACGGAGAAAAACAGCGUGUUAUGGGGAUACCGAGUAAUAAUUCCGAAAAGUUUGCAAACUAGAGUGCUCGAGGAGUUGCAUUCGUCCCAUUUAGGCGUGGUAAAAAUGAAAAUGAUAGCUAGGUCCUAUUUUUGGUGGCCAGGAUUGGAUAGAGAGAUAGAAAACGUAGCGAAUUCGUGUAUGAUUUGCUUGCGAGAGCGGAAAAAACCACAACAGGUGCCGCUGUCAACCUGGCCUUGGCCGGAUAGGGUAUGGCAACGUAUACAUAGUGACUUGUUGGGGCCCGUAGAGGGUAAAAUGUUCUUGAUUGUAAUAGACGCACACUCAAAAUGGCCAGAGGUGGUGGAUAUGGGACAAUGUACGCAAUCAAUUAGGCUUAUAAAAGAAUUUAGGAAAAUUUUUUCGAGGCAUGGGUUACCGAAACAUGUGGUAACGGAUUGCGGACCACAGUAUGCCAGUCAAGAAUUUAAAAAGUUCCUGGAGGAAAAUGGAAUCAGGCAGAGUUUUGCGCCACCGAAACAUCCAGCAACUAAUGGAGCGGCGGAAAAUUUUGUUGGAACGUUCAAAGAUAAAGUAAAGAAAAUUAUGAAAGGGGGAGUGUCGUUAGAACGAGCAGUGGAUUUGUUUCUGAUGGAGUAUCGUAGUACCGAGCACUGUUCGACGGGUCGUAGUCCGGCUUGGAUGAUGUAUAAGAGGGAAUUGCGAACGCGAUUCGAUUUAUUGAAGCCUACGGCAGAUGAAAAUGUGUACAUAAAACAAGCGGGGCAAAUUAGAUCAGUGGACGGGAAGCGCAAAUUCAGUGUGGAGGUAGGAGAUGCGGUGAUGGUGGAUGAUUAUAGGAUAGGAAAGGAUAAGAGAGUAGAGGGUGUAGUG